GCGGCCCCGCCCGGGGCGGCUAAAGCGACGUGUCCUUGUCCCCCGUGGGCAGCCCUAGCGCGUGCAGCCGCGGAUCUCCAGCUCCAAGGGCCUGCCUUAGAACCGCCACCCCCUGGGACAAGCAGCCUGGAGCCAUGAAGACCAAGAACCGGCCCCCCAGGCGCCGGGUGCCAGCGCAGGACCCAGAGGCCGCCGCAGGGGAACGGACCCCUGACGGGCCCCAGCAAGGUUCGGGGCUGGAGCUGGCCAAGGGUCUGCGGAGCAGGACGGUGCGGGCACAGGGGGCGCGGGCCGAGGGUGGGCGCAGGCGGCCGGGGGCCUCGGGGCCUGGUGGCCGGCGGGAGAACAGCGUCCAGCGGCGGCUGGAGAGCAAUGAGCGAGAGCGGCAGCGUAUGCACAAGCUGAACAACGCCUUCCAGGCGCUGCGAGAGGUCAUUCCGCACGUUCGAGCCGACAAGAAGCUCUCCAAGAUCGAGACGCUCACUCUGGCCAAGAACUACAUCAAGUCGCUGACCUCCACCAUCCUGACCAUGUCCAGCGGCCGCCUCCCCGGCCUGGACGGCCCGGGCCCCAAGCUCUACCAGCAUUAUCAGCAGCAGGCGGCGGCUGGGGGUGCACUGGGCGCCACCGAGCCCCAGCCCGAAGGCCACCUGCAGAGGUACUCCACGCAGAUCCACAGCUUCCGGGAGGGCUCCUAGCGCCUGGCCUGGGGUCCGCGGCCUGGCCCGGCCCUGCUGCCUCUGUGCCGAGAGCCCCAGAUUGAUGGGGACACCCCACGUGGACGUGGCCCCAGCGGCUCCAUUUUCCCCAAACGCUCAGCUGCCUCCCUGGGGCAUGGCCUGGUCCCCAGGGGACAAGACCAGUUGAGUGGCCUGCUUGAAGCCCUGGCUCUGGGCAGCAGGAGGCCCGAACCUUGACCUAAGUCCCAGGACCUGCUUUUUAAUUGACCAGGCUGCAGUUGACAGGCCUUUGUAACUAAAUUCUCUCCAGUCCCAACUCCUUCCUGAGACAAAGGGGGGGGGGGAGGGAGGGAGAUUCCAGGAAAAGGUCCAUGUGGGUAAGUUUCCACAGUUCCUGCUGAGGCCCCAGGCCCAGGAACAGUCCUCCUCCAACCUGCAAUGUGGCCUCUUCGUUCAGGGUAAACUGAGGCACAGAGCAAGCAAAGGCCACAGACACGGAGUGUGGCUAAGCCGAGAUGAUUGAAGCGUGUAGUUCAGCGUGUGUCAGAUAGAAACUCUCAAAACCCCACAAAUCCUAAUCCGAUUACCUCAAAUUAAUUCUAAAGGGACCUUGGCAGGAAGAAGGGCUGGGAUCUUUUCCUUCCUCCUCCUGGGUGGGGCUCCUGACUGUGGAGGGUCAGGCCCCAGGGGCUGCAGCCCAGCUCUCAGGGGCUUACAGACAGGUCUGGGAGAACGGCCCGGCUCUCCCUCCCUCGGCGUUUGCUGCUCGUGGUCGCAUUUGUCACUGCUGUGGUCGUGUCACUGGCAGAGGGCGGUUGACAAAACUGCAGGGUGUUCUCGGGUCCUGCCUGGAGUUGGGGGCCUGCAGGGCUUUCUGGGGAGGGAUCCUGGGGUGGCAGGAGCUCCCCUCCCCCGCCUAGUGCUGCUCCUUAAAGGCGGGCCUGGGCAGUUUGGCAGGUCCCCCCACCCCCCCCCCCCCCACUCCCCACAGUCCCGGGCCAAGCUUCCUUCUGUGACACUUCUGGCCCCGACAGGCUUUGGCGUCUCUCCUCCCUCAUCCCUGUGCCCAUGGCCAAUAUGGGGAGGGGACGAGCAACCUUGGCUGCCACGGGCAGGAACCCCAGUGACAAAGGCUGUGGUGAGGGUAGAGCUGGCCUGGCAUAGGAGGCCAGACCUCGCAGCCAGAGCUGUCCCAGAGGCCCUCAGGGGGCCGAGCCGCAUGGGGGCAGGGCCACCUCACCCCUCCCCACCCCACCCCAGCCUUGGGGGUCCUGGCCCUAGCCGCUUAAUCCCCUCCCUGGCUUGGUGUCAGCAUCAAGGACAGCAGGCAACAGCC
Molecule: messenger RNA, 2016 nt
Organism: Prionailurus viverrinus (fishing cat)
Lineage: Eukaryota; Metazoa; Chordata; Mammalia; Carnivora; Felidae
Gene: BHLHA15
Product: basic helix-loop-helix family member a15
Exons: 2
Coding region: 135-698 (187 amino acids)
Molecular function (GO): protein dimerization activity
Source: RefSeq, a predicted model, not a curated record